Messenger RNA from Cylicocyclus nassatus, 369 nucleotides. NCBI's taxonomy places the organism in Eukaryota, Metazoa, Nematoda, Chromadorea, Rhabditida, Strongylidae. The record is from the annotation of a GenBank genome assembly.
AUGUUGAAGGUAACACCUACCAUUCGUUCUCUACCAGCAUCGUUUGGAUUUGGCUGUUUUGUAGCGAAAAAUGGAAGUGGACAUCUCAACAAGGCCAUACCUCUUCAACACAUAUGGGAUGUUGUGCUGUUCUUUUACGGUUCGAAAAGCGGACGAGAAUUAGAAGAUGCACCAGUUAGGAAACUGAGUCAGUCCUUCAAGUUGGAAAAUGUGGCUGGUAAAAGCAUAACUUCAAAACAGAUUUUGCUGACUACAAUAGAGAACAUUGUGUCAUCGCACGCACGUCUGCGUCGAUCCAAAGAUGCUCAAUGGAAAGCGUUUGUAUCUGCUGCCAUGAACGAGAAGAAACUUCCUGCAUGGCUUCGGUAA